AUGUUGGGUUCGGCAUGGGUCGGCAGCCAGCGCGGCAGCGUGUUGCGGGCUCUUCGGGCGGGGCUGUCCCAGACCACAGGAGCAGCGCGCCUGGCCGCUGGAAUUCCAGUGCACCGGCCAGCACAGCAGGCUCGGCACAUCAGCAUCGAGCCCCAGUCACCGCCAGCAACAGCAAAGAAUGCAGCGGCAGUUGAGGCGAUAAAGGAAGAGCAGGCAGUGGUUUCCCCGGAAGAAGCCAGCUGCGACAGCGGACAGCACUCAAAGCAGCUGGCGGUACCGCUGCCGCCGCUGCUCAGGUCGUUUGCAUUGGCAGCAGUGGCGGGCAGGCGGGAUUCGGCAGUGAGCGACUCGCUGGUAGAAAAGUUCGGCUCCGACCUGCAGUCAAUCGACAACAGCAUCGGGACGGCGAAGCGGCGGGUGCGGCGGUGGUUUGGCAGCGGGCAGAUGUGGCACCUGAUAGACACGGCAAUCGCCGACCGCACGUUCGAGGAGGCGGAGCUGGCGAUGGUGCAUGCGACGGGGCGGCUCAACGAGUCGCUGCAAGGGCUGGCGAGGCAGCUGGCGCACGAGGCCAGAGGGGUGGAGAAUGUGGGCCGGCAAGAGCCGGUGGAGAGGUUUGCGCUGGCACGGCGGGUGUGGCGGGCGCAGCAAGACGUGGCAGAUGCCGAGUUUGUCGAGCGCAUUCCGGCGUACGUGCGGUGGUCGCUGGCGCAGUUCUGGGCCAUCGGCGGAGUAGGAGUAGCCGGGGCGGUGGCCGGUGCGGCCGUGUAUGGGGUACCAGCUGUGUAUGCGUCGCUGGGCGGCUUUGGUGCGGUGGUGAUGGCCUUUGUCUGGCUUGGGCGGCGGUGGAGCUGGCUGGAGAGGCUGCGGGAGGAUCUGCUGCAUGUGUUCCGGGCAGAGGUGCGGUCUGCGCUGGAUGCGCCGGUCAUUGACGCCGUUGAAUCAAGCCCGCUGAUCCGCAAGGCGUGA
Molecule: messenger RNA, 969 nt
Organism: Linderina pennispora
Lineage: Eukaryota; Fungi; Kickxellomycota; Kickxellomycetes; Kickxellales; Kickxellaceae
Exons: 5
Coding region: 1-969 (322 amino acids)
Source: RefSeq, a predicted model, not a curated record